CUAAACCGCAAAAGAGCCGGGACACGCAGCCAUCCAACUACAACAGAUAGGCACCCCACUUCCGCUAUCGGUACCAAGGUCAUGCACACAAGCCCAGACGCCACCCACAUCAGCGCCUACACGGUGCGACCACAACUGCGGCGCUCCUCGGUGCUACGUAACCUCUCGAACCCGCGUACGAUGCCUUCUCCACUCGAACACAGCGAUCCAUUGGAGAUGCUCGAGUGGCGACUGGAGCCGCGACCCAGCCUUUGUACAUGCGGGGUCGGCAGGGUCUCCUGCGUGCCGAUCUAGCGGAGAUCUACUGCCGUUUAGGCCAAGCACGCCGUAAAUGUAUUUAUGCUGCUGCUGCUGCUGCUGCUGCUGCCGUGGCUACUUACUGCUGUCGCCGGAAAGCGGAGAUUUGUGGUGCAGUUUGGACUUACGGAUGAGACAGGCGUUGACGAUUACCGCGACAUCACUUCGACGCACCUACCCGUAUCAUGGACAAGAGCGACAAAACCCCCGCCAGCUCUGCAGUCGAGCUCCCCCCAAACGACAAUGGCAUUGGAUCCGUGGAACCCUCGUACGACCCCGUCCUCUCCGCACGCGUCCUGCUCAAGAUCGACCUACGGUUGAUUCCCCUCCUUUUCGUGACGUACAACCUCAAUUUCAUGGACAAGACGAUCCUGUCGAGUGCGAGCGUUUUCGGGUUGAAAGAAUCGACCCACUUGCACGGUAACCAGUACGCAUGGGCGUCGUCCAUCUUCUACUUUGGCUACCUGUUCUGGGCGUACCCGACGUCGGUGCUCAUCCAGCGGCUGCCCAUCGGCAAGUACAUUGCGGCCAAUACGUUCUUCUGGGGUGCCGUGGUGGCUGUUACGGGUGCGUGUUCCAACUUUGGCGGGCUCGCGGCGCUGCGUUUCCUACUGGGCGUGGCUGAGGCGACCAUUUCGCCGGCGUUUUUGUACGUCACGUCCAUGUGGUAUACGCGCACAGAGGUACCGACGCGCGUGGGCAUAUGGUUUGCGGGGAAUUCCAUGGGCGGGGCAAUUGGCAGCUUCAUCGCGUACGGCAUCGGACACGUGAGCGGCGGACCGCUGGAGGCGUGGCGGUGGCUGUUCAUCGCGCUGGGAGUGGCGACGUUCGUGUGGGGCGUGCCGAUGCUGCUGCUGCUGCCAGACGAAAUGGCAAAGACGCGGUGGCUGUCGGGCGAGGAGCAGCAGUGCGCGCUGCAGCGGGUGGAGCGAGACGGCACGGGGCGAGAACGGGGCGUGUGGUGCGCGUCGCAGGUGGUCGAGUGCGUGAUGGACCCGAAGACGUACUUUUUCUUCGCCAUUUCGCUGUUGACGCAGAUUCCCAACGGCGGCACCACCAAUUUCGCCAACAUGGUCAUGAAGGGCUUCGGCUUCUCGUCGCUGCAGAGCACCCUCGUCCAGCUGCCCUCCUCUUUCGUCGCCUUUUUCGCCGUCCUCAUCACCGGUCGCCUCGCAGGCCACUACCGCAACAUCACCACCUACCUCAUUGCCGGCACGGUUUUGUUCCCCGUCGUCGGCAGCGCCCUCAUUUACACCGGUGUCGCGCGCGGCGUCAAGCUGUUUGGCUUUUACCUGCUCAGCACCGGGCCAGCGGCGCUGUCGCUGGCGCUGAGCCUGGUGGGGGUGAACUACAAGGGCGAGACGAAGAAGAUGACCAUGACGGCGCUGCUGUUUGUGGCUUACUGCGCGGGCAACAUAGCCGGGCCUCACUUUUUCGUCGAAUCCGAGGCGCCGCGGUACCAGACGGCGUUCCGGACGAUUAUGGUCUGCUAUGCGCUCGUGGUGCUGAUAGCCAUGGGGUUGAGGGGGUAUUUGGCGUGGGCGAAUAGGAGGCGAGCAGCAGGGGAGGAGGGCGAGGAAGGCGACGAGGUGGGCGACGAGGAGCUGACGGACUGGCAGAGCGUGGGGUUCAGGUAUAGGAUGUGAGGAAAAGGACGCGAUGCAGUGCGACGAAGGCUAGCAACGUGGGCUCUUUGUCCGGCGUCACGUGGGCGCGAGUACGCGAUCUUGCACCAUGAUGAUGCACGAUAGUGAUAGAUAGUACUCGUAGAGUAGUAGUUCUUGUACGAAGUAGUAGCGCGCUCCUCGCCCUGACCGGUCGCCAGCGGACGAUUGGCCGCGCUCGGCUGUGUUGCCUGAGUUGCCUGAGUUGCCCCAGAAAGCGGAGUUAGCGCGCCGCGAUCGCCG
Aplosporella prunicola CBS 121167 is the source of this 2204-nucleotide messenger RNA. RefSeq lists its product as uncharacterized. NCBI's taxonomy places the organism in Eukaryota, Fungi, Ascomycota, Dothideomycetes, Botryosphaeriales, Aplosporellaceae. Gene Ontology annotation, molecular function: dipeptide transmembrane transporter activity; allantoate transmembrane transporter activity. The record is from RefSeq and is a predicted model, not a curated record. The coding region runs from base 483 to 1943 and encodes 486 amino acids. Gene Ontology annotation, cellular component: plasma membrane. The transcript has 2 exons. Gene Ontology annotation, biological process: tripeptide transport; dipeptide transport; transmembrane transport.